CAACGACAAAUCCAGGUCAUAUGACACAUCAUGAACUCUCUGGUGAUGGACUUCUGACUGAAGAGAGAACCUACCUAUUCUAUUCCUGCUGGAGUCAGAUUGAUUAUAUUGAUAUCUGAAUCGUACAACAGAGAUGAAUGAACCAAAGAGCCCAAGUACAAAGGAAACAGAACAUUACAGACUGAUCGAAGAAUCAGAUGGAGAAAAUGAGGUGGAUCUGCUUGAUGAACAGGAAGAUGCAACAGAAGAGAUGGAGAGUUGUACAACACAGACUGGGGAAUUGGAGGUCCUUGCUACAAUGGAAACAGAACAUGAUAGACUGAUGGAAGAAUCAGAUGAAGACAAUGAGGUGGAUCUGCUUGAUGAACAGGAGGACACAACAGAAGAGACAGACAGGAGAAGAAAAGAGACACUAGAAUCAAAUAAUGAGGGGAGGAAUAAGGAGAAAACUGAAGAGUUUGAUCGGGAUACUCAAUAUGAGAUUGAUUACUUCCAGGAAAUUGCAGAGAGUAUGAAAGUAUUUGCUUCCAUGAUGGUAGAUAUGAAGAUUGUAAAGGUUGAAAUAAAAGGCAUCAAGGAAAUGCUCAAAGCUCUUGCAGGAAAGGUAGAGUGUGUGAUAGAGGGUAGAGCUCAGAAUGAACAGCAGAGAUUAAGAGAAAAGAGAAAUACAGGAAGAAUAGUCAAAGAUAAUUUACUUGCUCGUAGAAGAAAAUACAUGCAUGGAAAAGGAAUAAGAAAGUUUGACUCUAGACGAUUGAUGAUGAGCAAGAAUGUUGUAAAUGGUAAAAGUGAUGAAGUAGAAAGAAGACAAACUGUUGAAGCAACAGGGAGGGUUUUCACCAAGAAUACUUCAGGUGAUGGUCACAGAGAUGGUGUGCAUGAAAAGCAUGGAGAAAGGAUUGAUGCACUAAGGAAAAUGCCAGAAAAGAACUUGGUGGAAACAAGAAAUGAUGUUUCAAGGGUAAUGACACAGGAUAAUUUGGGUAAUCUUAACAGAGAAGAUAUGAAUGUAAGUGGUGGAGAAGACAAGAUGAUGACUGAAAAGAACUUAGAUGGAAUGAGGGAUAGUAUCAUGCAUGAUCAUGAAACAAGUAACAAUAAUGAUGGACAAAAUGAGAAUUGUGCGGGAAUUGAAUCCUUACAGGAAAGUGAUGAUGAAGAUGUAGGAACUGUUGAUGUAUUCUUCGAUGGUGGCAGUGACAGUGAAGAAGAUAGUUUAGGGGCACAAGAUGAAUGUGCAAGAAGCAAAGAUUAUGAUUCUGUUGAAUCAUGUAAGAGGGAAAAGAAUGACAGAUCCAUUGCCAGCAGCAGGUUGUCACAACAAGAUGAAGAAAGCUUUGCUCAGGGGGUGGUGAAUGAAGAAGUUGCUAAACCACAGGAAAAUUUCAGAUGGGAAAAGCUUCCUGAAGGCAAAAUUAACAGAUUGCGGAGCUUGCCCAUCGGAAGAUUUGCCCUAGAAAUAGUGAAAAAUCUUGUUAGAAGUGACAUUUUGAUGAAAAGCAACUGCACUGGGAAACACACAUCCACUACAAGUAUUCCACAUGUGCAAGCUAUAGAUCCUGGUAUUCUAGAGUAUGCUUUGGAAACGACUUACAAGGUGUUUGAUGUGGAAGAACGUGAAAAGCAUCGUGUACGCCGUGAAUGUGUCUCAACAAUCGAUUCGCACUGUAGAUAUUUGAGGAAAGUGGCAAGAAGAGCACCUAGAAAAUCAGCAAUCGAAAAGGGUAGGAUAGGGGCAAAUCAGGAAGAAAGGUUGCCUGGGAAUGAUUCGAUAGCAUGUCUUCCAACAGAAAUUGCUCCAGUACCAGUGGAGGAAAGACAUCUUGAAGAACAAGCAAUUACAGAGUCAAAAAAGAAUGAAAUAAGUGAGGAAAAGGGUUCAAGAAGGAAAAUGCCUAAAAAUAGUUGUGGACAAACAGAUGGAGAAGAUGAUCAGACUGGAAUGCUUGGAAAUGAUAAGGUAAAUGAGGACACAGAGUUGGAUAAUAGAAGGCAUGACUGUGCCCGCAACAGUGAUGAACAGGAUGCUUCCGUAAUCACAGGAAAGGGCAGACAAUAUGGGAUUGAAGAAUGGGCAUUAAAGGGGUUGCCUUUGAAAAAAUUAACAGAUGUAGAUAUCUCAAACUUUAAAAGUCAUUUCAGAUCAGCAGCUGCUUUUGCCACACAUGCCAUCACUCAUAUUGUUAGUGAUCGGGUACUUAUCAAUAGCAAUUGUUUUGGAAAAACAAGAUCAGACUCCGGAAGGCCAAAUGUCCAACCGAUUGACCCUGAUAUACUGGCAUAUGUCAUUGAGACCACAUUUGAUGCAUAUGGUAUUGAAGAACAAGACUAUACUAAGUGCCGCAAGGAAUGUUUCAUGGCUAUUGAUUCACACUGUAGGGACUUGUUUGCUAGUUCAAAGAGAAGAAAAACUGGAUGUGCCAGUGGGAUGCAAAGAAAUGUUAUGAAACAAAUAGAUGGUGAAUGUGGGUCUGGAGAGAAGAUAGGAAGAAAGGAGGGAAGUAGUGCUACGAAUUCAGAAGGAUUCAAAGAAGUCAUGUCUGAAGAAAGUACAGGUAUAAAGUCAACAUGCCAUUCUUUAGCAGACAAAGAUAUCGCUCGUGUGAAAGGAUCUGGCCCAACUUUGCCCAAGUUUGUCGCUCGUGUUUUGCGACUUUUUUUGACUGAUGACAUACUCGCCAUUUCUAAUUGCUCUGGGAAGAGCUCUUCCGGAAGGCCCAAUAUCCAGAGAAUAGACCCAAAUAUUGUGGCUUACAUCUUGGAAACAGUGUAUGAUGUGUAUGAUGUUGAUGAGUUUGACAAGGCAGAUUUUCGUAGGAAAUGCAUCAUAGCCAUCGAUCAGUGCUGUAGAAAUGAGAAAAAGAAAAGAUGUAAGAAAGGAACAGCCACAUCCAGUGUAAAUGGCAAUGUUCGUAAAAGGAAAGGCACCAAGAUUCAAUCCGAGAAAGAACAGGAAGAGAGUGUUUAAGAGACUUUUACAAAUGAAGAUGAUGGAAACUCAGACUGGAGCGAUCAGUUGGAGAGUUUAUCUGAAGAUGAUAUCAUUGGCAUACACACCAAGGCAAGGUCUGAAGGAGAGUUUGCAAAAAAUGCUCUUAGGAAAAUAGUUAGUGAUCAUGUGUUAAGUGUAGUAGCUCUGAUGAAGCAGUAAAGUUGUAUGGACUCAGGCCUAUCGACCCUGAUAGUCUUAGCUAUGUCCUAAGGUCCACGUAUGAUAUUUAUGGGGUGAUGGAGGAGAGAACGCUGCUGCCGUAGGGAAUGCUUAGAGGCCAUUGAUGGUUAUUGUAAAUACUUACGUGAAAGCAGGUGAAAUGUGAAUAAAGAUAGAUAGAGGAGAGAGAUUGAUCAAGACAGAGAAACGGGACAGAGUUGAGGGAGUAGAGAAAGAGAGGGGACGGAAAAGAGGGAGAAGAAGGAGUGAUGAGAGAUUCAAUGGAGAUUUUUUUUAAAGUAAUCUUGAUAAAAUGAAUGGUGAUUGUGGUUGAAAAUAGAGAAGGAUUAUGUAAAAGAAAGUGAGAGAAUAUCCUAAAUAAUGGGGGGGGGGGGUGUUUCUUAGGUUGGGGAGAGGACUUCCUACAUGUAGGUGGGUAGGGGAUGGUUCAGAAGGUGUAGAAAGAUGCAUGGAGAAAACUGAUAUGGAGAAUAUAUAUGAGGAUGAAAAGAUGUAUGAGUUGAAUUUUGAGAUAGUAAACAUGUGAAUCCUGAUAUGGAUGAUCUCUUUUUGAAAAAUUGAAGUAAUAGAUAUUUUGAUAUUUUAUUGAAAUAAUUGUCCUAGAGUAAAGUGUUAGUAAAGCGAUUAGCAGUUGUACAUUUCAUUUCCAAAAAACAUGUAUUUGUAAUGUUGUAUGUUCUCUUAAUAGAAAUUAAGGACUUUUGAAAUGUGAAUUCAUGCCAAUAGGCUUUUAAUCCAUGUGUAGAUGAACAUAACCAUUCUUUGGCAUGGCUGUGCAUACAUGGUACAUCCAUAUUUACAAUGUAUUUGAUUUUGGCCAUGUUGGCAGUGUCCAGCUUACCACUGGACUUUCACCUAACCCUUGAAAUUUUCAAUUUAUAACUUUUGAAUCAUAUGAAACACAAUAUUUUCCUCAAAUUCAUCAAGCUUCCACCAUUAAUUACACACAUACAUUUUUGCUCAAAAGUUAGUGAACCCCACCACAAAAUGCACUCCUGCUGAGUGUUGAAUGUUUGUUGGGCACAGA
Messenger RNA from Lytechinus variegatus (green sea urchin), 4199 nucleotides. RefSeq lists its product as uncharacterized. Bases 134 to 2968 code for a protein of 944 amino acids. Gene Ontology annotation, molecular function: DNA binding. Lineage: Eukaryota; Metazoa; Echinodermata; Echinoidea; Temnopleuroida; Toxopneustidae. The transcript is spliced from 4 exons. The record is from RefSeq and is a predicted model, not a curated record.